CAGCUCAGCUCACAGCAGCAAACAGAGGCGCACCCACCCUAACCCAUCCCCUCCAUGUUAUCCCCAAAACCAAAGCCUCAGGAAUCUAAGCUCACUCAAAAUCAUUAAGUACACAAAAAAAAAAAAAGGAAAUGGGCUGGCUUUGUCUGAAUGAAUGAAAUAUGCCCGACGCACGAACCCUCCGUUUUUACUCCGCCUCUUGCUAGUUUGCUCCAUCGUCGCCUCCCGCCCUCCCGUCGCCCAGGACCGUUACAAUAACUGUGAGAUCGGCGAGAUCUCCGGUCCCGAUCGCCAUCAAGUCAUGUCGAAAUCUCGCGUUUAUACUGACGUCAACGUUCUUCGUCCCAAGGAGUACUGGGAUUACGAGUCCCUUACUGUUCAAUGGGGUGAUCAAGAUGAUUAUGAGGUUGUUCGGAAAGUUGGAAGGGGAAAGUACAGUGAAGUUUUUGAGGGCAUAAAUGUCAAUAGCAAUGAGCGCUGUAUAAUCAAGAUCCUCAAGCCUGUCAAGAAAAAGAAGAUUAAGAGAGAGAUAAAAAUCCUUCAGAAUCUAUGUGGUGGUCCGAAUAUUGUCAAACUUCUUGAUAUUGUAAGAGAUCACCACUCAAAAACGCCUAGCUUGAUAUUUGAGUAUGUCAACAGUACGGAUUUCAAAGUUCUAUACCCUACUUUGACAGACUAUGACAUCCGCUACUACAUAUAUGAACUUCUCAAGGCAUUAGAUUACUGUCAUUCACAAGGAAUAAUGCACAGAGAUGUCAAGCCUCACAAUGUCAUGAUAGAUCAUGAGCUGCGCAAACUUCGCUUGAUAGAUUGGGGACUUGCUGAAUUUUACCAUCCUGGCAAAGAGUAUAAUGUCCGUGUGGCUUCUAGGUAUUUUAAAGGACCUGAGCUUCUGGUAGAUUUACAGGACUAUGAUUAUUCUUUGGACAUGUGGAGCCUUGGUUGUAUGUUUGCUGGAAUGAUAUUCCGCAAGGAACCAUUCUUCUAUGGCCAUGACAACCAUGAUCAACUAGUUAAAAUUGCCAAGGUACUUGGAACUGAUGAGUUAAAUGCAUAUCUGAACAAAUACCAUUUGGAGCUUGAUCCUCAACUUGAUUCUCUUGUUGGAAGGCACAGCCGCAAACCCUGGUCCAAAUUCAUUAAUGCAGAUAAUCAGCAUCUUGUUUCUCCAGAGGCAAUUGAUUUUCUUGAUAAGCUGCUUCGAUAUGAUCAUCAGGACAGGCUAACUGCAAGAGAAGCUAUGGCUCAUCCUUACUUCUCUCAAGUGAGGGCUGCAGAAAGCAGCAGGAUGCGGACUCAGUGACCCUUAGUCUUGGGUUCAUCUGUAAAUCAGUCAGACUCAUCUGGGGAGAUUUAUCGUGCUUAAUGUUUACAUAAACUACAAAAUAUUAUGGCUGCCGUUGUCAGUUUUGGGCAGUUGAAGGGUUGUGUAUGAAUAUUACUAUCAUUAUUACUCGCCUAAGUAACUUAUUUUGUUUGAGAGAGCCUACAGUGUUAAUACGUUUUUCUUGGUUUUCA
This is a messenger RNA of Theobroma umbraticum, 1518 nucleotides long. RefSeq names its product casein kinase II subunit alpha-2. The record is from RefSeq and is a predicted model, not a curated record. Gene Ontology annotation, cellular component: nucleus; protein kinase CK2 complex; cytosol. Lineage: Eukaryota; Viridiplantae; Streptophyta; Magnoliopsida; Malvales; Malvaceae. Gene Ontology annotation, biological process: peptidyl-serine phosphorylation; peptidyl-threonine phosphorylation; regulation of cell cycle. Gene Ontology annotation, molecular function: ATP binding; protein serine/threonine kinase activity.